AUGGCUGCAUCUGCAUCGUCACACAACCCGUACUCUCGAUCUCCAAACUUGUCACACCGGUCGUACGACUCCUCGUCAGUAUCUUCCGCCCCGUCGCCGAGACCGACGAGCCAGUACUUCGGAGGAGGAGCGAUGAACGCUGGCCCUAGAACGACGGCGGCACCGCCGCCUCAGCCCAUUGGCAUCCCUCCCCUGCCUUCCAUUAACCAGAACACUUUUCAGUCGUACACCCCCAUGACGGCCGGUUCGAUGCUAGGACGGGACUCUCUGCCAUCGGCCGAUUCCGUAGCCAGUACACCGGGGCCGUCCAAUGCCUCCCUGCCGCCCAUGUCCCAAGCGCAGAAGCGGGCCUACCGCCAACGCCGAAAGGACCCCAGCUGCGAUGCCUGUCGGGAAAGGAAGGUUAAAUGCGACGCUACGGAAACGAGCAGCUGCUCGGAGUGUUCCAGUCGCAGCGUCAAAUGCCAGUUUACUAAGGAGACAAAUCGGCGCAUGUCGUCCAUCAAGCAGGUGCAGGAUCUCGAGAAGCAGAUGGAGAGGUUACGGAGGGAUAACGGUAACCUCAGACGCAUGCUUCAGGAACGAGAGGGACAGAUGGAUGUGGACGCCGAGGGCAUGGAGCAUCUACCUCCUCAGCUGCCCGAGAUGGGCGCGAAUCCAAAGCGCAGAAAACGCCCGACCCCAAUGCACGACCUUUCUACUGUCCGGUCGAACCUGCAGGCUUUCUCAAGAGGCAUCUGGAAGUCCCCUGUGCAGUAUCGACAGUCGGCGCCCAGUCCUCUCUUCGACCCGCAACGGCCAGAGCUCCCACCGCGGCAAACCACCGAUCAACUUCUGCAUUCCUUUUACGGCUCUGCGCAUACAAUGUUCCCCAUUCUACACUGGCCAACAUUUUCCAGUGGUGUUGACGACUUGUAUCGUCUCGGCAGCCAGAAGUCCUUCCAACCUGCCUGGCUUUCGACCUUCUUCGCCGCGCUCGCCUUGGGCAGCUUGUUUGCCCCUGACCCGAGCACACAUCGAGCAUACCGGGCUGCGGAGCUGCUCGAGGUGGCGCGCAACAUGAUUGAUCCCUGGAACAACGACUACGCGUUGGAGAAUGCACGUGCCUUUUUACUUAUAUCUGUUUGCCUCAAUGAGAUGAACCUCAAGUCGGCAGCCUGGACCUGGCUGGGAAGUGCCGUACGCAUAGGCCAGGACCUCGAGCUCCAUUCUGAGUCCGGGCCUUGGCCCGUCAUAGAGGGGGAGAUGAGGAGGAGGGUCUGGUGGACGACGUAUAUCUUGGAUCGAAGUCUUGCUCUAGAGCUUGGCCGGCCCAUCAUGAUUGACGACAGCGACUGCGACGUAUCGCUACCGGCUGGCGUGGACGACCACUAUAUUCACGAGGGAGGUAUCGUUGUCCCCCCCGGAAGGGAGCCUCUGAACCACUCGCUUUUGGCCAUAAUCAACGUGGUUAGGUCGUAUUCGGCCCUCAUCAAGACCCUUGCGGCCCCCAUGGUUGCGCCGUCCCGGCUCGCUACUUUCGACCAGACAUUUGUCAACUACUGCCGCAGCUUCCCCCCGGCUUGUGACGCCUCCAGCGGGGCAUCGCUGUCCCCGCAUCUUCUCGCGCCGUAUGCCUACGUCUUGCACGCGCGACUCGUACUGCAUCGACAUAAUCUGGCCCCGACAUGCCCCCCGGAGGUGCGCUUUGCCGCUAUUGAGCAAUGUACUCACACGGCGCUUGAAACGGCGGCACUUCUGAUGCGGACAACGACGACCCUUGCUGACGGAGCUACGGCAUUGCUCACGUCCCAUAUCUUCCGCUGCGCACUGUUUCUUCUAUUUUCUGGUCACUGGGACCAAGCCGUCGUAUGCGUUCGAUCACUGGCCUCCAUCGACGCGCGGAGAGAUGUGGCUUUGCCUUGUGGAAGGUUCCUCGCAUUCUUCGUGACAACGUUGGGAGCGAAGCGUGCUGAACACGCCGCUCUCCUUGCAAGGGCAACGCCUCCCAGAUCGACAUUUGCACCUCCUCCACCUCCGCCUAUGAGUGGUCCUCGGGCACUGCAAGAUGCACUACUGCGGGAUGAGGAGCUGCUCGCAUACGUGAGCGCUGACCUCCAGGCUGCUCCCAACUGUGCUUGGGUCUGGGCGGGCGGAGAGCGUGAGGGCUUUCUCUCCCCCACAUCACCAGGCACCAUCAUGUCAGGGGCAGGUGCUGGAAGCGGACUCUUUAGUGCUCAGCAGAGAACUGGUCUCACAGAUCAAGAGAUCAGUGAGUGGGGUGGAUGGAGUCGCUUGGACGCCGCAGUCAGGGGCUUGGCAUCUGGGAACUCAACGCCGACACCGACCUCUGCAACUUGGGCAGCACCGCUGCCACCAGCCAUCAAGAUUGAGGGUGGGGGUAGCUUCCCACCGCCGCCCACACCUGGCAGCGCCCCUUUGUUGAGCGCGGGGGUGAUAAGCAGCAGCGGAAAUAGCCCGUUAGCAAGCAGCGCGACCCGGUCUCAAGAUCGACUGAGUAUCGCCAACAUUAUCUAA
Molecule: messenger RNA, 2517 nt
Organism: Verticillium alfalfae VaMs.102
Lineage: Eukaryota; Fungi; Ascomycota; Sordariomycetes; Glomerellales; Plectosphaerellaceae
Product: Zfr1
Exons: 1
Coding region: 1-2517 (838 amino acids)
Biological process (GO): DNA-templated transcription; regulation of DNA-templated transcription
Molecular function (GO): zinc ion binding; DNA-binding transcription factor activity, RNA polymerase II-specific; DNA binding
Source: RefSeq, a predicted model, not a curated record